Messenger RNA from Penaeus indicus, 1277 nucleotides. Its product is annotated as ubinuclein-1-like. Gene Ontology annotation, biological process: chromatin organization. Lineage: Eukaryota; Metazoa; Arthropoda; Malacostraca; Decapoda; Penaeidae. The coding region runs from base 1 to 1254 and encodes 417 amino acids. The record is from RefSeq and is a predicted model, not a curated record. The transcript has 10 exons. Gene Ontology annotation, cellular component: nucleus.
AUGGCAGUUGCAAGGUGCAUCCAGACACCUAAGAGAAGUGAAAAUCCAUCUCAACAAAUCCUUGAUCUUGGGCACGACAGAAUAGGAAAGAAGAAUCUAGGAGACGUGAUCAACGGGCCGCCGCUAGAUCCCAGCGACCCCUUUGCAUCGGAUGAGGAUGCUGCCCUCCGCGCCCUGGCGAGACAGUUCGAAAAUAGAUAUGGUGGUUAUAUACCAAAUAAGAAGAAGAAGAGAAGAAAAGAGAAUGAUUUUAGCACGCUCGGAGAAGGCUAUGACGUGACGGAUCCCUUCAUCGACAAUUCGGGUGGUUUCGAUGAGGUUAUGCCAGUCCACAAGGAGACAAAAGAACGUGGGUUUUAUAUCAAUUCUGGGGUGUUAGACUUUGAGGAGGUUAAGGAGGGAGAAGAAUCGUCAUCUUCGUCGUCUGAAGGAGAAGACUCAGAGGAGAGUGAAACGGAAAAUCGAAUAGACUCGGAUGAGGAGGAACAGGAAGACGAAGAUGAGGAGUCUAAAAAGAGAAAACUCCAUGAAAAUGGCAUAAUCCGUCCAAAGAAGCGAAAAUUAGAUGAAGGAGAGCUAUUAAGAAAGAGAAAAAAGAUGAUUGGUCGAUUUAAUGCCAAGAACUUGGAGAAAAAAGAUUCGGAUCCUGAAACGGAGAAAAAUCGAAUAGACUCGGAUGAGGAGGAACAGGAAGACGAAGAUGAGGAGUCUAAAAAGAGAAAACUCCAUGAAAAUGGCAUAAUCCGUCCAAAGAAGCGAAAAUUAGAUGAAGGAGAGCUAUUAAGAAAGAGAAAAAAGAUGAUUGGUCGAUUUAAUGCCAAGAACUUGGAGAAAAAAGAUUCGGAUCCUGAAACGGAGAAAGUUGUUAAUGGUUGUGAGAAGAAAGAAGAAACACAGCCGAAUGAACUGUCAAUAGCAGCCAGUAUUGAAGCAGUCAUAAGCAAAGCACGGGAAGAAGCAGGGGAGAAGAAAGUCGAGAGCCAAGAAUCAGGUUCUUCUGGCUCUGAUUCCAGUUCUUCUGAUAGCGAUUCAUCGGGAAGCUCGUCAUCAAGUGAUAGUGAAUCAGAAGAAGAGGAAGAAGAAGGAGAAGGAGAUGGAGAAGAUAAAGGCACGGAAGGGGAUGAAGGCGAAGGAGAGGACGGAAUGGAAAUGCAGGAUGUGGAAAAUGGCCAUCAGCUCUCCGACAGCGAAGAUAAUAUUCGCUUGCCAGACAACCUUCCCACAGACCUGUUGCAGGUGUGGCAUGCUUUCUGACGGUGAUGGUGGUGGGAAAUCGU